Molecule: messenger RNA, 5189 nt
Organism: Dunckerocampus dactyliophorus (ringed pipefish)
Lineage: Eukaryota; Metazoa; Chordata; Actinopteri; Syngnathiformes; Syngnathidae
Product: polycomb group protein ASXL1-like
Exons: 2
Coding region: 311-472 (53 amino acids)
Biological process (GO): positive regulation of transcription by RNA polymerase II; animal organ morphogenesis
Cellular component (GO): PR-DUB complex
Molecular function (GO): chromatin binding; peroxisome proliferator activated receptor binding
Source: RefSeq, a predicted model, not a curated record
CCUGGCGGUGGCGUUCUGGGAGGCUUGUUCUGCUGCAGCACUCCUGCCUUCCACACACUACCUCUGCCUUUAUGCUGCACCCACACAAUGUGUGUUGCGCCUGUGUAGGACAAGGGAGCGACUUUUCACAAUAGUGACAUACAACAAGACACGGUCGGCGUCGUCAAAGGCAACAGAGAUUUUUUAAAAAGCACUUGUGCUUUUUAGUGCUACGUAGCCAACAGAGAACACAGCUAGCCGCGUUAGCAGGCAGCUAAACCGCCACCGUUUUUAGGGCGCUUUGUAGGCACGGCAGGCCAGUGCGGAGGAAAUGAAGGACAAACAAAAGAGAAAGAAGGAGCGGACCUGGGCUGAAGCGGCUCGAAUGGUGCUGGAGAACUUCUCGGAUGCUCCAAUGACUCCUAAACAAAUACUUCAUGUCAUCCAGACCAAGGGGCUGAAGGAAAUGAGGUCAGACACACACGUGCCCUAGUUAUGUUUCCUAGUAGGGCUGCACGUUCCUGCAAAAAAAGAAAAAUCACAUUUUGAAAUCAAAUUUUGCUUGGAAUUAAGAUGGAGAUUUUCUGCCUUUUUUUUUUUUACCGACACAUUGUCUUCGUUACUAGAAUCGUCAUUGUUUUGUUUUGCUUUUAAGAAACCCAAUACAAUUUCAGUGGUCGUUUCUGCCAUUCUUCAGGACAACUGAUUGGGGGACUUAUUUCAUAGAAAUUAAUAGAAAGAUAAAAUAAUUUAUGGUCAAAAAAAUGUCACGCUCGCCCACCCCACAACAGAUUCAUGCACGUGAAAAAGACCAGUAAAAUGAAAAGUCAGUUAAUUAAUGCGAUUGCUUCUUUAUCAAACUUUUGAAUGAUAGAAGACCUGCCAACAUGUACGCGUGUUUUUUUGUACUGCACUGUAUUUUCACCCUUGAAUACACUUGUGGGAUUUUGUUGCAUUUCACUGAUUUCAGCUUCCUUGUUCAGUCAGCCGGCGCCGUGAUGCUGGAGCAUAACAAAAAAGGCUGCACCUAUCAAAUAUUUUAGAAAUGGAGUAUUCUGCUGAAAAUUUUGAGUAAUCAGCACAAACAUUUUUGCUUGGUUAAAAAGCAGUUAUAAAUACACAACAGCAAAAACAUUUCACAAAAUAAUGAACGACCAAUUGGUUUAGUUUUGAGGUAAUCAACCGUUUUAAUUCUUAAAUUCACAUAGUGUAUAGGAACAGACUGUAUUUUAUUGUGUCUGAUGGACUACAUGAAGGAGCUUUUGUAGAUGAAUUUAUCCAUCCCAGACUAACUAUUUACUGGAAAGGGAGAGAAAUAAUAAUUGCUUUACUAAGACAAAAUUACAUUAUGUAGAUGGCUGUGCAUUUAUCAAUCCUAAAGUUAGACAGGCUGACUAGAAAUAAGAGAAAUAUUAUUUUUAAGAUAUUGAGUUUUUGCAGUGUUCAAAGUAAAAUGAAGACACAUUCUGUAGUGGCACACAUUACUCUCAACUAAGUGAGCGACACACGCUCUUCCUUGUUCCAUUACACAGUAUUGUCUGCUUGAAAUGAGCAGCUACUGAUGAGUGAGCUCAAAUGUUUUUAUUUUCCAUCUUCGUAACCCACGGUGCUGUGUUUUUGCAGAUCAAAUAAACCCUGUAUGAAGUCACAUUACCAUCGUAAUAAACUGCCACACAUUCGACAGUAGUCGUAAUUAAGAGAAAGCGCUAGCCCCAGGGUUUCCUCUACGUGUAAUGGAAGAGUUACAUUGUUUUGAUUGUGUGCACUCCUGAUAUACAUAUACAAUGUACAAUUAAUAAGUAAUAUACACACACACACACACACACACACACAAACUAGCCCACAGGCUGAACAAGUGCGAGCACCCCAUGUGCUAUAUCGAUACAUGUAUAGCCUAUUAUUUACAUAUUGACCACAGCUAAUUUGAAGUAAAAUAACUAUCAAAUAUCAUAAAAACUUUUUGUUACAUUUUCUUUUCAAAAACAUGCACCGGAAUCACCUGACUGCUCUUUUGGCACUUGACAGAUCAGGAGUGGAAGAAAAGGUUGCAAGAAAGGCGUUUAAAGUUAAUGAAUGCAUUUGUUGUUCAAGCCUGUGAAAACGACUCUGAUGUUGACAUUAUUACCCACAGUAAAUUUAAAUAUAUAUUUUUAAAAAAUCCUGCCAUAUCGGUGUCAGUCCGCCUCCCAUGCAGCCCACCACCACACCUUCAAAAAAAUCCUAGGGGAAACCAGAGCCCUCCACCCGGCAGAUGUUAUGUUAGUAAGGUACAUUAACCUUUAUCGCUGAUUUGCGCUAUGUUAAUUUUUACCUUGUCUCGGCUCUUCCACUCCAUUCGGGAGGAGAUGACGCAACAUAUACGAUGUGCUGUUGUGGUAUGUAAGUGCCGUAUUAUAACGGAUACACGUCACGGUGUUCAACUUGCUGUUUAGCCACAUUUUCUGUCCGUUUUUUUACAUUUCGUUUUUCUUCCCUUUCGUUGCCUUGUCGCUUUCUCUCGCGUCUUCAAUCUUUCUGCGACUUCAAACAUCUGCUUCCCUCUUCAUCCUCUGCGUGGAUGACGUGCGCGCGUUGGUGACGUAAGCGAUUCCUCAAGGCAGAAAUAAAUCCUCCAUUAUUUUUUGUAAUCAAGGUACUCUCAUUAUUCAAGGAAUUGUUGCACCCCUAACAACAAAGCCUUCAGUCUCUGCGCGUACAGUGAAAAAAAUGCUUGAGCUGCGGCGACACAGACGGUUAAGGCUGUGAUUGGUCGGCUCCUAGUAGAUUUCCUGUGUAUACGAGCCGUUCAAAGGACGGACAGCCCACCUCCUCAAACGCCUGCUCCUCUGAUGUUGGAUUGAGAAAUAAAAUGAACCCAAAAAAGCAGAAAAAUUUGAAAAAUGGAACAAAAGGCAUAAUGUAAUGAGGAAAAAAAAAGAAUAAAAACCACAUUUUAGCAAUAUUCAGAAAUUUGAUCGUAUGAAUUGAGAUUUUGAUGUUUUUUUUUGUGCAGUCCUAUUUCCUUGGCAGUUAAACAGGAAUAUUCUUACUCAUUAUACACUGCAAACCGAUAAGGCAAAGGUGUCAAACUCGAUUUAAUUGAGGGCCACAUUGCACUUAUGGCUGCCCUCAGAAGGGCGCUUGUAACUGUCAAUAUAUUUUAAUAGAAUAUAUGAAUAGAAAUGUAUAAUGGCCUUAUAUUAGUACACAAUUGCCCAUGCAUUUGAUGAUUACUGUAAAUUCCAGUGUAUAAGCCGCCACUUUUUUUCUUAAACUUUGAACCCUGCGGCUUAUACAGCGGUGUGGCUAAAUUCUAAUCUUGUGACUUUACUUCAGAACUACUACUAAUUGUUUAAAUACUGUGUCGCUCGCAAGUCAGUGAGGAAACGGUAGCUCGGCAGGAGCCAAUCACGAGUGAUCAGGGCACUCGCAACAAACCUGUCAACCCAUUGGCCACUGCAGGAGGUCAGUGUAUAUAACAGUCUGACUCGCAGUGUCAUCUAACGAAGAACGCCAAACUAAUCACAAAGCAACUAACACUCAAAAGGUGUACCUAAGAAAUAUACAAACAUGCACCAAUACAUAUUUAAAAGGAAAAAAAAACUUUAAAACCCCUCCCACAAUGCAUUGCGUCUGAGCAACGCAUUCAGUAACGGAAUAACCAUCAGACGGCAUCUGCAGAAAAAGGGUUUAAAAACAAAAAAGGAAUUCAAAGACCUCGUCUCCUUCAACGCCACAAAGCUACCCGUUUAGACUUUGCCAGGGAGCAUCAAACAUGGGACAUUGAAAGAUGGAAAUAAGUUUUAUUCUCUGAUGAGGAAAAAUGUAACCUUGACCUUACCAUAACAUUACUGGCAUGACAAGGAGAUCCCACCUGAGAUGUUUUCUACCCGGCACAGUGGAGGGGGGGGUCCAUCAUGAUCUGCGGUGCUUUUUCAUUCAGUGGAACACCGGAGCUUCAGGUGGUGCAGGGUCGUCAAACGGUGGAUGCUUACGUGCAGAUGUUGCAGCGGGCAUCCCUCAUGACUGAGGGCCCUCGUCUGUGUGGUGACAGCUGGGUUUUUCAACAGGACAACGCUGCAGUUAACAAUGCUCACUUGACCAAGGACUUCUUCAGGGAGAAUAACAUCACUCUUUUGGACCAUCCUGCAUGUUCCCCUCAUUUAAAUCCCAUAGAGAACAUUUGGGGAUGGAUGGCAAAGGAAGUUUAUAAAAAUGGCCAUCAGUUCCAGACAGUUGAUGCCCUUGGUGAAGCCAUCUUCACCUCUUGGAACAAUGUUCCCACUAGUCCUGGAAACACUCGCAUCAAGCAUGCCCAAACCCAUUUUUGAAGUGAUUAACAAGAACGGUGGAGCUACUCAUUACUGAGUCCUACUGAGAACAUUUUUGUUCUGGUUUGGAGGGUGUUUUGUUAUUUUUUUUUGAGCGAUGGUCUUAAACUUUUGAGCAGCUGAUAAACAGCCUAUUUCAGUUUAAUUGUUGUUUUCAUAAAUUACUUUUUCAGAGUGCUUUUUCUCUCCCCCUUCUUGCUUUUGCAUAUUGUAGCUCUACUUAAAACCUCAUUAAGAUCCAAAUGUGCAAAAUGCAAAGCAAUUUUUCAACUGGUUUUAAGAUUUUGAUCAGGUCUGUAUAUACUGACGACUUGUAGUUUCCAAUGGAUUGACAGGCUUGUUAGCGUGAUAUGCCAUUUUAUGACGUGGACAUGUGCGGCUUGAAUGCCGGUGCGGCUUUUGUAUGUUCAAAUCUGUUUUUUCCUCUAAAAUUAGUAGGUGUGGCUUAUACACCGCAAGUUACGGCAUGUUUUUACUAACAAAUUGAAACUCAAAGUCAAGGUGACAAGCUGAUAUUUAAGUAUUGCUUUUAGAGAACAAAAAAUGCUUGGAAUAUCUUGUUGCAUGAUCAGAUAAUAAUAAUAAUAAUUAGAAGGACUGCAUGCAGUACAAUUUUUCUGUCAAAACGAAAGAACAAAUGCAUUUAGAAGGAAAAAGGUGAAGUGCAUUAUUGACAUACAUUGUUUCCAGGCUUUUGUGAGCCACAUAAAAUGAUGUGGCAGCCCAGAUCUGGCCCCCAGGCCUUGAGUUUGACACUUGUGUAAUAAGGGAUAUAAAUAGGUGCAGUGUUUGUAGACCUACCAAAUCAAGUCAAUGACUAAAAUUUAUGAAAUUGCUUGAAAAUGUGAUUUUGCAAUGUGAAAUGCAAGGAAAAACUGUUUAACUUGAUUCAGUAAAUGC